CCCGUCAGCACGGCCGUCCCCUUCCUCCUCCUCCUCCUCCUCCUCCCCUUUCCUUCCUCUCUGUCUCUCUGUCUCCUCUUCACCUCCUCUCCUUUACUCCACUGAUCCUGACCACUGAGGAUGGAGACAUCGGUGAAAGCAGCGAAGGUGCUGGUGCCCCCCCAGCCUGACGUGGCGUCCCCCUCCCCGGCCGAUGAGAGCGCUGAGGGCGAGGCGGCGGCUGCAGCCUGCGGCCCCUCGCCGGACUUCAUCGACCCCAUGCUGGAGGUCAGCACGCGCCUGGCGCACAUCAUCAGCACCUACGGCUCGGCGGGCGGCCUCCUGGACAAACAGAGUGCGGUGGAGACGGAGACGAUGCAGGAGGAGGCGAAAGACGACAUCACCGUUACCACGGAGACAGAUGUCUCUCUCAUCAUGCAGAGUCUGAAUAACUUGUCCUCGCCUGAGGAGAAACUGGAAGAUCUGGUCAGAAAAUAUGCUGAACUGGCAGCCUUGCGGCGCGGUGAUGACAGGAAGCUGUGUGUCCUGCAGCAGAAGUUGUCUGUCCUGUUGGAGGAGAAGCAGCAGCUUCAGACCGAGCAUCACCGCAGCAUCACAGCUCGCAGCAAACUGGAGACGCUGUGCAGAGAUCUGCAGUCGCACUACAGCACACUGAGGGAGGAGACCCUGCAGCGCUGCAUGGAGGACGAGGAGAAGAGGAAGGAGAUCACCUCUCAGUUCCAGAAGAUGCUGACAGAAAUCCAGGCUCAGAUCGAGCAGCACAGCGCCCGAAACGACAAGCUGCACCGCGAAAACACCAACCUGACCGAGAAACUGGAGAGUCUCAUGAACCAGUGCGAGCUGAGGGAGGAGAGUCUGGAGAAGAUCAACAAGCACCGCGACCUGCAGCACAAACUGACCGAGGCCAAGCUGCAGCAGGCCAACGCUCUGCUGGCCGAGGCCGAGGAGAAACACAAGAGGGAGAAGGAAUAUUUGCUUAGGGAGGCAAUUGACAAAACAAAGAAAUGCUUCGCUAUGAAGGAGCAGGAGCUGGCCAUGAAGAAGAAGCUGACCCUGUACGCAGAGAAGUUUGACGAGUUUCAGGGGACGCUGGCCAAAAGCAACGAAAUCUUCGUCCGCUUUAAAAAGGAGAUGGACAACAUGUCGGCCAAGAUGAAGAAAGUGGAGAAGGAGUCGGGUCUGUGGAGGACGAGGUUUGAGAACUGCAACAAGGCUCUGACCGACAUGAUGGAGGAGAGAACCGAGAAAUGCAAAGAGUACGACCUGUUCGUCCUGAAGAUUCAGAAGCUGGAGAAGCUGUGUCACGCCCUGCAGGACGAGAGGAGGGUCCUCUAUGCCAAGAUCAAAGAAGUCCGCCACGCUAACACAAACCUCCCAUCAAAGGUCUUCGGCAGCUCCAACUCAGAGACUGCUGACAAACCUGUCCUGAAUCCUGAGGAGCUCCAGGAGCUCCAGGAGGAAGACCCGGUCCUGACAGAAGACAUGGCUCGUCUGAGGGAGGAGCAGGCCAAGCUGCAGCAGUUUGCCGCCUCCCUGUUGACCACACCUGCCGACAACGAAGACGACAAUGAUGAUGAUAUAGACCUUGAAGAAGACAUCGUGGCUUCUGCGUUUACCCAGUUCAAAACCAAAACUCAGGUCAAAGAGGAGCUGGAUUCAGUCUCUGAGCAGGGGGGAGAUGUAAAAUCAGAGGCAGCAGGAAGUGAUCUCACACUGCCAGAGGAAAUGGAGGUUCAAAAGCCAGAUGUGUCAACACCAGAAGGUCCAGCACCUGAGGAGAAGACGUCUGAAAUGACAGAUCCAAAACCAGAAGCAGUAAAAGUCCAAACACAAGUCGAGGUGAAAGCAGAGGAGCAGAUCCAGCAGCAGCCUUCUGAUCAGGAACCAGCACCAGAGGCUGAGAAAGUCGAGGCUGAUCCACCAACAGAUCCAAAACCAGGAGCAGCAGAGGAGGAGCCGAGUGAGGUCAAACCAGUGGCCCCAGUAGAAGACGAGAACCUCCAGCAGCAGCAGCCAGCUGAACCAGUGCAGGUGUCAGACGAAGCAGCUGCCCCCCUGAACGGCGACUCCUCUAAGAAACAGGCACCAAAGAAAAAGAAGAAGAAGGUCAGCAAGAACUCCAGCUAAGGUUUAGGCUGCGCAGACGUGUAUGUGUGUGUGUGUGUGUGUGGUGUUAUUGUGGAGUAGAGUGUGUGUGUGUAGCUGAAAUCACAUUAGGCCUUUCAUCUUUUGUAAAGGUUAAAAUCUUUAGUUUGUCCCAGCUGGAGCAGCUGACGUGUUCUCCCAUCAGUUCCAGUGCCACCAGCUGAGGACAGACCAACGAAGCGACUGUAUUUCACAGUUUCAGUGUCAGAUUGAGUUUGGUCUGUUUGGUGAAGUGAGACCACAGUGACAGGCAGAGCAGUGUUAGGUGCCAUAAACUCUGUGUCAAAAUAUCCCAAUCGUUAUUUAAUAGGCUGCGUCAUCGAACCGCGACGCGUUACGACGACUCCAAUAAAAGGAUUUUUGGAUUAUU
Messenger RNA from Toxotes jaculatrix (banded archerfish), 2515 nucleotides. It is a transcript of the gene txlnba, whose product is annotated as taxilin beta a. Gene Ontology annotation, molecular function: syntaxin binding. The record is from RefSeq and is a predicted model, not a curated record. The transcript has 11 exons. NCBI's taxonomy places the organism in Eukaryota, Metazoa, Chordata, Actinopteri, Toxotidae. Bases 121 to 2127 code for a protein of 668 amino acids.